Molecule: messenger RNA, 900 nt
Organism: Myxozyma melibiosi
Lineage: Eukaryota; Fungi; Ascomycota; Lipomycetes; Lipomycetales; Lipomycetaceae
Exons: 1
Coding region: 1-900 (299 amino acids)
Cellular component (GO): nucleus
Molecular function (GO): nucleic acid binding
Source: RefSeq, a predicted model, not a curated record
AUGCGGGUGGCUGAAAGGUACAGGAGAGAUUCGGGAUUGCCUGGGGCUACGAAUGAUCAAAUUAGCGAUGAGGUGCUGGGAGUGAACAAGGCUUUAGCGACAGCGACCCAGACAGCCUCGAUUACGAUUCUAGAGGAGCAACAAAAGAAACAAAAAAAGGCGCUCAAGACGUUAGAGAGAUUCGCAAAACAAUGGACGGAGCGCGAAACGUCGCUUCAGAUUAUACAGCAGUGCAUGAGGGAGAGGACGCAGGUGUUGGUCGGGGUCGACAUCGAGGCGUAUGAGUAUAAUCACAAGAUAGUGACCGAGAUCGGGAUCGCGACGCUGGAUCUGUCUACAGUCGAUAAUGCGCGGAAAGCGGAACCGGAGGUGCGGCAUCUGCGACCGAAAGAGAAUGUUAGAUACAAGAACAAAGUGUAUGUGCCGGAUCACUCUGAGGACUUCAGUUUUGGCAAGUCAGAAGUGCUGCCUAUGAAACGGUGUGCGUCUGAACUCCAGCAUAUAUUUUCCGACAUAGGCGACCGUGCCGUCUUUGUCGCGCACGGCUCGGUUCAAGACAUCAAAUGGCUGAACAGUAUGGGCGUCAAACUACCGACGAACAUGCCCCAGAUCAACACACAACAUGUCUGGAAUCAGUUAUACGGCGACAAAGCGCCAGCUAAGCUGGAGUAUAUCCUCAGAGAUCUCGGAAUCAAGUUUAAGAACUUGCACAAUGCGGCGAACGACGCGUAUUACACCGUGCAGGCUGCUGUGAGAAUGGGUGAAGAGGUGGAGGAGCAGCUGCCGUGGUGGCCGCGGUCGCGGUCGCAAUCGCCAUCGCAAUCGCAAUCGUCAUCACCAUCGUCAGAAACCUCCUCUGGUGAGGAGGAGGCCUCGUCAUCGUCAUCGUCAUCGUCAUAA